GUACAUUUUUAAACUCACCGAAUCCAUCCCAACACAUGAGGCUGUCUACUUGGUCAAAAUUUACCCCAAUCUUCAAUUUAAUGAACUCCAGCGCACAUUCAAAAAUGAGCCCAGAUGGUUUUUUUUUUUUUUUACUGAGAUUUUUUUUUCUUAUUUUCCUGGAAUUUCUGGUUUUGGGUUGAAAUGUGGAAAAACAACAACAAAUAAGAAGAGACAGUUAUGUGUCUAAAUAUGGACAUAAGUUAACUAGUUGGUAAGUUUUGCAGUAGUAAAAUUCCAUUUGGCAAAAACAACAAAAGUAAAACAGAGAAGAGAGAGAGGGAUAAAGGGUGGGGGUCCUCAGCAGUCCAAAGUGCAAGAUUAUGCCUCAAAGCCUGUCUUGAUAGGAAGAGAGAGAGUGAAGAAAGAGAAUCAGUAGUAAGAGAAGAAUGCCAAGCCAGAACGCCAAGAACUGGAACUGCUUCACUUAAUCUCUUAUAUCAUCAUCAUCAUCAUCAUCUCUUUCUCUUUGUAUCUUUUUCAUUCUUCAUUUACACAGAAGGGGCAGAAAAAAAAGAAAUAAAAGAGAGCCCAAAACACAGGUUUUUAUACACACACACACACACACACAAUACUAUCUAUCUAUAUAAAUUUAUAUAUAUAUAUAUAUUCUAUAUCUUAUAGAAAGGAAGAAAGGGGGACUGCUCUAUCUCUUCACAUAUUUCCAAUCAAGUCCCUUCCCAGCUAUCCAAUCCUGGAUCCGGUCCUGUGAAGACGUCUUCUGUGUCAGCCAAGGUCCUGAAAGAUCUUUCUUUUGGUUUGAUCCUUGAAGACAUGUUGGAGGAAAGGUCCUGUUUGGUUUCCAGGGACUAUCCAAGGACCUGCGAAAUUGAAAGCUGGGCCUGCAUGAAUUACAGGCUAGAAGUACUGCAUGUGAAGCGACCACUGGAAAAUGAAGGGGAGGAAGAAGAAACUGCCAGAAAGCUUUCUAAGCUCUCAGACGGCGAAGAAAGUAUACAAACGGUGCUUGCUUUUCGGGAUAUAUCUUUAUCCCCAGAAGAACAAUCUGAUAGUCAGCGACAAGCUGGAAGUAAUAAUGACACAAGUUCCCUGAUCUCUGCAAUUGGAAGAGAUAACUCAAUUAGCUGUCUAAUUCAUUGUUCAAGGUCAGAUUAUGGUGCAAUUGCAUCAUUGAAUAGGAGUUUUCGCUCCUUAAUUAGGAGCGGUGAGCUUUACAGAUUGAGGCGGCAGAAUGGUGUGGUUGAGCACUGGGUUUAUUUUUCCUGCCAGCUGCUCGAAUGGGAAGCAUUUGAUCCUUCUCGACGGCGUUGGAUGCAUUUACCAACAAUGAAUCCCAAUGAAUGUUUUGUCUUUUCUGACAAAGAGUCGCUUGCAGUUGGCACCGAGCUUCUUGUUUUUGGAAAGGAAGUGAUGGCUCAUGUCAUUUAUCGCUACAGCUUAUUGACAAACAACUGGACAUCUGGGAUGAGUAUGCAUGCACCGAGAUGUUUGUUUGGUUCUGCUAGCCUUGGUGAGAUUGCAAUUUUAGCUGGUGGUUGUGACUCUCAGGGAACUAUACUUAGUUCUGCCGAGCUGUAUAAUUCAGAAAUGGGAACUUUUACCUCACUUCCUAGCAUGAACAAACCACGGAAAAUGUGUUCUGGGGUAUUCAUGGAUGGAAAAUUUUACGUUAUUGGGGGUAUUGGUGGGACUGAAUCGAAGCUUCUCACAUGUGGUGAGGAGUAUGAUUUGGAAAAGAAGAUUUGGACCGAAAUACCGAACAUGUCCCCUGUACGAGCAGCUAGGGAUGCUGACACACCUGCUACAUCAGAAGCACCACCUUUGGUUGCAGUUGUAAAUAAUGAACUGUAUGCUGCUGAUUAUGCUGACAUGGCAGUGAGGAAGUAUGACAAACAGAAUAAGGAAUGGAAUACAGUUGGUAGGUUGCCAGAACGAGCCGAUUCAAUGAAUGGUUGGGGCUUGGCAUUUAGGGCCUGUGGCGACAAGCUCAUUGUAAUUGGUGGACCAAGAAACAUGGGUGAAGGCUUCAUCGAAGUCAACUCAUGGGCUCCGAGUGAAGGUCCACCGCAGUGGAACUUGCUUGGCCGAAAGCAAAGUGGAAGUUUUGUGUACAAUUGUGCUGUAAUGGGAUGUUGAGUAACUGGAUCAUGGUGGCACUAUGUGUACUUGAAUGGUGCCUUUGCUAACAGAUACAACAUUGGUUAAAUGGCACAGGAUUCUUGUUUAUGGGUAAUUAAUCCCAACUCUUUUUAAUCUGAUUUUUCCUAUUCCAAGUGGGGGGAGGAAGGAUAGGGGGGACUAGCAGAUUCUACUCAAGAUUCAACAGUAUGUUUUCUUUCGGAAGGAAAUCUUGAGCACAUUUUUCAUAGCUUCAAUCUAUAUUUUCUUUCCUUGGAAUUUUUUUACCCCAUUUUUAUUAACACAGGCAAAAGAGAUAGUUAAAUAACUUCACCGGAACAAUACAUUGGUAGGUUUCCUUUGGCAGUUGCUGGAGCUUUUCUGAAAAAUGAACAACUUUAGAAUGCUGGAGCUUUGUUAUCCUUAUUUGCUUCACUGUCUCCAAGGGGAGAGAAUAAGGAUGCUAGGUGGUUGUUCUCUGGGAGCAGGGCAUAUGUAUGUAUUACAUUUAUUUUUCGAAUUAAUGGGCUAUUCAGCCGAGCAAUUUGCUCUUUGUAACGUUUCCAUUGUUGUUUAUUUCUAGUAAACAGGUGUAUUACAAUUGCUCAACUUAUGGAGUUCUAGGUUCAUAUUGUUUUCUUUGAUUUCCCAGUGUAGCAUCACAGAAUUGAUGAUUGAUAAAUGGAAUCUCUGUAGAAACCAUUUCAUUGCAAUUCUUUUUAACCUUUUGAAGUGUGUUACUUUACUCUGGUUGUGAUUUAGCACGAGUACCAUCCUCCAUCUGUUGAUGAAUUGUUCAUUUGUGUUGGAAACUCUAGAAUUCUAUGGCAUGUCAAGUGGUAACCAUGGCCUGAACUUGAAAGUGGAUUUUUAUUUAUUUAUUUAUUAUUUCUUUCUGAUAUUGCAAGCUCAUGAGAAUUUAUUGACCUAUGCCGGAGUUCAGUGUCUGUUAGAGUGCAUGUAACUCUUGGGCAACUUCUUUUGCUUGAUUAGUGAUUAGUUUUAUCAUUAACUGUGUGAUUUGCAGUAGUUUAUUUUCAACCUUAUGGUUAUUGCAUGCACAGCUGUCUUUUGAGGAUCUUCUUGAAUGAUGUAUUUACAUCGCCUUGCUCCAUUUAGAGCUCAUAUUAGCUUGAUGGUUUAUUUUGAUUCAGAUCUUCUGAGGUGAUCAUAUCACAUCUGACAGUCCUUAAGAAUCCUGUUUGUGUUCAUGAAACUUCCAUUUCUUCAGUUGAUAUAUAUUGCAAAAGGUUUAAGAAUUGAACAGACAGUUGUCCUAGACAAGGAUAUCAUGGCACUGUGUUUAGUUGUUGACGUGGUUACUUAAUAAUAAGUUUCUACAUAGAAGGAACACUCCCCUCUGUAAGCAAGACUAAGACUGCUGUUACCAGUAAUUUUAGAGAACAUUUUUUAUUUUUUUUUAGCCAGUGAACUUGGAAGAGAUAUGGUAUCUGGGCCCUGCAGCUUUAGAAAGAAGUAUCUGUUAGGUAUCAGUUAAUUGUGAUUGGCAUGAAAAUUGAACUGGGUUCUGUCUAUUUGCAUUUCAUACAUUUUGGGAAUAAACCCCCCUGAGGAGGUAUCUAGUUUUGUUUCACUUGUUGAAUACGUGCCAAGUGCUACCUUCGCUGGUGCUUAGUCUGCUGAUUAUAUAUCUCUAUCAUAUCUGCUCGGGAAGAUUUGAGAUUUUGAAUCUAGGUUCUGCCCUUCUGUGGAUUGCAUGCUUGUUAGGUGUUAGGGACAUAUGUAUGAGAAAUGCUGACUGAUUGUGGUGAAGCAUGUCUGAUUAUACGCUGAAAAUGAUCAUUGUUCCUUCUUUUCUGUUCUGGUAUUUGACUCAUGUACUAUCAUGGUAUAGCAAGGCUGUCAAAUCUAUAACAAUACAUCCUGUCAGCUGUUAAACCGUAAUGCUCUCUUGGCUCAAGGUCAGGAUUUGCCAUCGUGAACCAUUUUUCUUUCGUUGUUCUUUCUGUUUCUAAAGACACUCUUAUGAAUUGCUUUGCUGGAGGAAGAGAUGUUCAUCUAUGGGAAAAACCCUUCUGUAACACUAAUGAUUGAGGGGAAAUAGUGAAUGUUGUUAAAUGGACCGAAUUAUGAUGGUUUCAUUUUAUGAGCUGGAACGAAUCGAUUAUGUGUCAUUAGUUGUGUGUGUGUGUGUGUGUGUGUGUGUGUGUGUGUGUGUGUGUGUAAUUAUAUAAGUAAUGGAGGUAUCAUUUUGAAAUUGGUUUAGUUCACACACAAGUGGAGAGGUGACUGGAUGAUGUGUAGUUCUCAUCAAUAUGCACAAGUUGUGUUUAUUCUAGUGCCAAUUCUUGCAACUUUUUUUCUGGUGUAACAAGACAGAUUCUUCCCAAUUCUCAAGUAAAAUGCUUUCACUCUCUUCCACCUUCGGUUCUCCAAGAAAAGGCAACACAAAAAGACAGAACCAAAAGGAAAAAAAAGUAGGGAAAAAGACCGAAUAUGCCUCACUAUGCCAUCUGAAGAAAACCGAACAUGACUAUAAUCGCAUUAAUAUUCACAUCGUCACACUUUUUGUUAGCUGCUAAAAAACAAAAGCCCAGUACAACAGGAUUAGGUUUUGCUCAAUCUCUUGAAAUGGACAGCUUUGAAUAAGUUGGGCCUAUUAGACUUCUUUGAAAAAAAUUGUUGGUGUUGCAUUUUUAAGCAACUUGAGAUUCAUCCAACUUCCAUCGAGAGCUUGG
This is a messenger RNA of Oldenlandia corymbosa var. corymbosa, 4817 nucleotides long. The record is from the annotation of a GenBank genome assembly. NCBI's taxonomy places the organism in Eukaryota, Viridiplantae, Streptophyta, Magnoliopsida, Gentianales, Rubiaceae.